Molecule: messenger RNA, 1764 nt
Organism: Acanthisitta chloris (rifleman)
Lineage: Eukaryota; Metazoa; Chordata; Aves; Passeriformes; Acanthisittidae
Product: netrin-3
Exons: 6
Coding region: 1-1764 (587 amino acids)
Molecular function (GO): protein binding
Source: RefSeq, a predicted model, not a curated record
AUGGAGGUCCUGCAGCUCCUGCGCCUGCUCCUCACCACUGCCAUGCUGGGCCUCUCCCAGACAGUGAACCCCUUUGUGGCCCAGCAGACUCCCCCAGACCCUUGCUACGACGAGAGCGGUACUCCUCGCCGCUGCAUCCCUGAAUUUGUCAAUGCUGCCUUCGGGAAGGAAGUCCAUGCCUCCAGCACAUGUGGGAAGCCCCCAACACGGCACUGCAAUGCCUCAGACCCCCGCCGAGCCCACCCACCUGCCUACCUGACCGACCUGAACACUGCCUCCAACAUGACGUGUUGGCGUUCAGAGACCUUCCACCACUCACCCCAGAAUGUCACCCUCACCCUCUCCCUUGGCAAGAAGUUUGAGGUGGUCUAUGUCAGCCUCCAGUUCUGCUCACCCCGUCCUGAGUCCACUGCCAUCCUCAAGUCAAUGGACUACGGCAAGACGUGGGUGCCGUACCAGUACUACUCCUCUCAAUGCCGUAAGAUCUACGGCAAACCCAGCAAAGCCACUGUCACCAAGCAGAACGAGCAGGAGGCCCUGUGCACUGAUGGCCUCACUGACCUCUACCCACUCACUGGAGGGCUCAUCGCAUUCAGCACCCUCGACGGACGACCCUCCGCCCAGGACUUUGACAGCAGCCCCGUGCUCCAGGACUGGGUGACAGCCACAGACAUCCGUGUGGUCUUCAGCCGCCCGCAUCUCUUCCGUGACCUUGGCAGUCGGGAUGCUGGUGAGGAAGAGGGGGGCACUGGCUCGACCCCCUAUUACUAUGCAGUGGGGGAGCUGCAGGUCGGUGGGCGCUGCAAGUGCAACGGGCACGCGGCGCGCUGCGUCAAGGACAAGGAGCAGAAGUUGGUGUGUGACUGCAAGCACAACACGGAGGGUCCCGAGUGUGACCGCUGCAAGCCCUUCCACUACGACCGACCCUGGCAGCGAGCCAGUGCCCGCGAGGCCAACGAGUGUCUGGCCUGCAACUGCAACCUGCACGCCCGACGCUGCCGCUUCAACAUGGAGCUGUACAAGCUCUCGGGCCGGAAAAGUGGUGGUGUCUGUCUCAACUGCCGGCACAACACCGCGGGGAGGCACUGCCACUACUGCAGGGAGGGUUUCUACAGGGACCUCAGCAAGUCCAUCACCGACCGCAAGGCCUGCAAGGCUUGUGACUGCCACCCAGUCGGCGCAGCCGGCAAGACCUGCAACCAAACCACAGGACAGUGCCCAUGCAAGGAUGGUGUGACUGGCCUCACCUGCAACCGCUGUGCCAAGGGCUACCAGCAGAGCCGCUCGCCGGUGGCUCCCUGCAUCAAGAUCCCUGCCAUCAACCCCACCUCCCUGAUCACCAGCACAGAGGCACCUGCAGACUGUGACUCCUACUGCAAGCCAGCCAAGGGCAACUACAAGAUUAACAUGAAGAAAUACUGCAAGAAGGACUAUGUGGUCCAGGUGAACAUCCUAGAAAUGGAGACGGUGGCCAACUGGGCCAAGUUCACCAUCAACAUCCUUUCUGUCUACAAGUGCCGUGACGAACGGGUCAAGCGUGGUGACAACUUUUUAUGGAUCCACCUGAAAGACCUGUCCUGCAAGUGCCCCAGGAUCCAGAUCAGCAAGAAGUACUUGGUCAUGGGAAUCAGUGAAAACUCCACUGACAGGCCUGGACUGAUGGCUGACAAGAACAGCCUGGUCAUCCAGUGGCGGGACGCCUGGACGCGCCGCCUGCGGAAACUGCAGCGGCGGGAGAAGAAGGGGAAGUGUGUGAAGCCCUGA